AUGUGUGUUAUCACUGGUACUCUGGAUCAGGCCAUCCAAAUUUCACAGGAAAACGCGGCUUCCCAAGCUCUUCAUGGCGCCCACUUGCGCAUUGCUAGCAAUACCCGUGGUGCGAACUCGGCUGCUAUGGCAGAUGGCAACUCCUCUCAAACUGUUGCUUCUACUGGUUCUAGUGCUGCCGUCUCAACGAGUAGCUCUCUGGCUGAGUCUGGCGGCUUUGGUCUUGACGCUCUGACUUACCCUUUUUGGCUUCAGAAGCAGUCAAGUAAGAGUCUCGUUGAAGCAUUGGCUGACGAUAUUUUGAAGCCGCCGGAGAGUUUCUAA
Messenger RNA from Perkinsus marinus ATCC 50983, 324 nucleotides. RefSeq lists its product as hypothetical. Lineage: Eukaryota; Perkinsozoa; Perkinsida; Perkinsidae. Bases 1 to 324 code for a protein of 107 amino acids. The transcript has a single exon. The record is from RefSeq and is a predicted model, not a curated record.